Messenger RNA from Eurytemora carolleeae, 9184 nucleotides. RefSeq lists its product as uncharacterized. The record is from RefSeq and is a predicted model, not a curated record. Bases 33 to 9068 code for a protein of 3011 amino acids. Gene Ontology annotation, cellular component: membrane; cytosol. NCBI's taxonomy places the organism in Eukaryota, Metazoa, Arthropoda, Copepoda, Calanoida, Temoridae. Gene Ontology annotation, biological process: intracellular protein localization. Gene Ontology annotation, molecular function: protein kinase binding. The transcript is spliced from 18 exons.
AAACCUUGAAUUGUUUAUAUUUUCAGAAUAAAAUGGAGGAAACAAUAUAUCUCCAGCAGGCUGUGACAAUGUUACGGAAUGAGAAGGAUGAGGAGAGGGAUAGAUGGUUGGACUGGGUUCUCUCCUACAUACUCAACCCUGACACUCAAAUUGAGAAAAUAAAUAUGAAUUUACGGAAAGAAAUAUUCUCUAUAUUGUCUGCAGUUUUCCUACUUGAGAUUCAUCAUGUUAGUGACACCCAUCCUACUCCACAGUGCUCAGAGAACCUUCUCUCAUAUCUAUUACAAGGCCGAGGUUAUGCUCUGGUUCUAAGUAUGGUUCGUAUCCCAGAGAAAGGAUCUUGUCCUCUUGAACUAACAAUUCUUCUUCUCUUUCUUGCCUCCCGUCUCAUGAUAAAGAUAAAACUGGAGAAUAUCCUCCCUAAACCAGAGGAUGUACAACUCGAGGUUCCAUUAUUCUGCCAGGAAUCUAGUGCUGGUAAAGUUAAGAAGAAAAAAGGUUCGAGGAAGCGAGGACGGAAACCAGUCUCUGGGUUCCCUGAAAAGCUGGAUAGACAAGGAACCAGGGAGUUUGAAAAUCUAGCGGAGUAUGAAACCUCGAGUGAGACGGAAUCUGAGGAGGAUUAUCUGAGAGGUGGAACUCUACGGACUAAUCAUAUUAACUAUUUAACAUAUUUUGACCAUGGUGAUAUGGAUAGUGACGCCGUUAUUAGAAACUCAAGGGUAGCACCACCAGCAUCUUUUUCUAGCAUCAGGAAUGAUACAUUGAGAACAUCUGGGAGAAUAUUCGAGGUCAAACACGCAUCCUCGGCCGAGGCCGGGAUGAUAACACAGGUUCUCCAGUUAGCAGUUAAGGUUACAAGCGGAGUCUGGUCUCCGGUAUCGGAGAAGGAUAAAGAGCUCUCUCUGCAGAUUAUAUCUAUCUGUGAAGAUCUUAUCAAGAUGGAUAUUCCUACGGAAGGAAGACUAUGGACUCAACUUGAGGCUCGAGUUAUUCUCAACUGUUUGUUCAACAUUAAGUUUAUUGCACAUCCAGCUAAACUAACAAGUUCAAAAGGGUUUCCUGAAUCUGAAUUAAACACUUUGGUAGAAGAUAGAAAAUGUUUAUCCCUGCCUCAAUGGCCGAGUAUCUGUAGAGAGAUUAUAACAAUAUUUCUUCAUAUUGUUAAUCUGCACCGUUCUCAUCCAGAGUUCAGAUCCAACCCUGAGCUCGCCUGUUCCAGAUCCUUCUUAGUCCUGUGUCGGAGUAUCGUAGACUCUAUCUCGGAGAGAAGAUCUGAUUUGAGUUUUGAGGAUGGUGAGAUAGUAAAACUGUUGUGUAGUAUCAUUCAGUUAGUCUCCGCCUCUGAAGUAGAUUCCAGGAGUUUGUGGUCAGACCUAGGUCUCAGUAUACUCUCAAUAGUAGGAGAGAUAGAGUGUUCCCGGAGCAGGGUUUUGGUUCUAGAUUCUCUAGCGGGGUUUUCAAACACAAGAAAGGUUUCUCCAGAAACAUAUUUUAACCUAGUGCGGAAACUAAGACAUUUCUCCGAUAGUUCUAAAGAGGUAUCUCAAGCUUAUCUGAGUAUGCUAGAGAGAACUGUAGACAAUUUGACGGACUCCUGGGACGGAGACAAGGAGGAAGAGAAGGAGGAACUGAAUAUAGAACUUAAAGUUUCAAGUAAUCUUAGUAAAGAAGAAAAUUUAGAAGAUAAACCUGCCGGGUUCGGAGCAUACCUUGAGGUUCUGCUGUGCAAUGAGACUAGUUGUAAGGAGCUGGUUAUAUCCCACAUAGAUGCUAUCAUCUGUACACUGAGAUCAGAACUCAGGCUUCAACUUGCCUCUGAGGUGAUCCUGCCCUUCCUUGAAGCCAAGUUUGAUUGUGAGUGUGAAGAUAGGAAUAUGCUGGUUAGUGUUCUAGAUAUACUCUGUACUCUGGUUCAAGAACAACCAACCGCUAUGGCGCUUAUCAGGGAACAACGAGCCUGGACAUCGGUUAAAAAGUUUGGAUCUGCUGAAGGAGAACUCAGCAAUGUUUGUCAACAAAUUAUAAAAACUUUAAUCCUAAACUCUCAUAAGUUUAAGAAGAUACGCCUAAGUGAAGCGGAAGCUAUGGCGCUGCAGGAUGACGAGAAUGAUAGAAUUAAUUUUGACGAGAGGGACCGGAAUGCACAGUAUUGGUUGUUUAAACAGCUGUAUCAUGUUCUGGUUCAAUCCAGUAAUAUAGUUCUAACCUCAGGAUGGCCAACCACUAUAAACCAUUUAACAACAGCCUGGCAGGUAACCCUGGAGUUGGUGCGCAGGGUUCCAGAGUUCUUUGUAUUUGCAGUAGAGCGCGGCAUUACAGAUAUUAAUGUGCAGCUAACCGAGUGCUUGAUAUCGGAGAAGGAGGAUGUACUGCUCAAGGAUUUUGCCGAUCUACUUGGUGCACUUCUUAACUUUCAAGUUUAUGUUAUAGUCAACUUUGAUCUCAUGAAUGAAGAACUUCUCCAUAUUAAUAUAAAUCAGACCAAAGACAUGCUGAUAGAAGUUCUAUUCCCUAAGAUUCAGUCUGUUCUCUUGAACCGGAAAAAUAUCUGGUUCUGUAAAGUUCUUCUCUCCUCUAUCCUUGACUCCAGCUAUAUUACUGAGCUGGUUUCACGUCAAGGAGAGAACCAGCAGUCCCAGUUUCAAGAAUGCUCCGAGAGUGGUUAUGAAGCAGAUGACAGUGAGAGUAAUGACUUCUCCGCAGAUGUUCUGGUUAGAUCAGGUUCCUACAGAGUAACCUUCAAGCAAAGUUUUCAUUUUUUCAUCGACAGUUUUCUUCUGAUCUUCGAGAUGUACAAGACGGAACCAGAGUUUAUCUACACUCUGGAAUAUCUUGUGUUUAAACUAGUAAAUAAUUGCGGACGAAACCAUGAGAACGCAAUAUUAUUUAAUGAAGAGGAUGCACUUACAAGAAUAUACUCUGCACUCAUAUCUCUUCUUGGUUCAGGUUUCAGGUUGGAGAAUCUGUGUGAUAUGAUCCUGGUUCUCACAGAGAAUAUUGCUAAAGUUCAACUUCUUCCCUCUACUGUCAAGUACAUAUUUGAGCUGGUGGGACGGGAGAACGAACUCCAGGAGAAAAUGAUUCUCUCCGUGAGUAAACUGAUCAGGGAGUUAAGUCCUAGGAAUGAGUUUGCUGGAAUAGUAGCUGUUCCCCUGACAAGCAGGUUCAGGGCAGUUUCUGCCAGUAGCUCAGAUUCAGGUUUAGAUUCAACCAACUCCAGUGCCGCUAUGUCUCCAGUUCCUUCUAAUGAUACUUUACAAUCCCGGAGCUUAUCCUUCCAUGAUGAUCUAGGCCAGGACUACGCCGUGGUUCUCAGAGUAAAGCUAAACCCUGAAGUAAAGAGGGAUUCCUGGUUAACUAUUCUCUGUAUAGAAAACCAUACUGAAACCAUAAGUCUUCAUAUCAACGUGCAGAAAGGGUUGAAACUUACUCUAGCCAACUCUCUUGAAACCAUAGCAGCUGCUGAAACAACAUUCAAAUCAAUGCUCUUCCCAAAUCAGUGGAUCCAUCUCGCCUUCAAUCUUGGAACUAUAUCGGAGGGUAAGCGAGAAACCAAAACUUUGACAGCAUUUGUAAACUGUCAGAAGGUCUGGGGAGUUGGUUUGUGUGUUGACAAGGUUCAGAGUAAGGUUCGGAAAAAGGAUAUAACGGUUACAAUAGGACCAUCAGAUCCUAUACCAGACCUAUUUCAUUCAGCUUUAAUAUUCAGUGAUGUUUAUCUUCUCAAGAAUUGUAUUCUCUCCCCGGAGAAUGUUCUAUUAAACUAUAUUUGUGCUCCCAGAGAUUUAAACGGUUCAUAUUCUCCAACGGAUAUCUGCUUCCGGCAGAUAAACCAGGAUUUCCAGGAUUUUCUGAACACAUGCUCCAGGAUUAUAUCAGAGCCGAAAAUACUGAAACAGCAUCUUAGUUUAACCAAAUGUGUUGUGGCGCACUUUAGUCCGUUUUCUCUGUGGAGAAAACAAGAAACUGGAAUAAGUCCCAAGAUAGAGGUUGAAUGGACUCUCCUAGAUGGUUUAAUGAAGGCGGGGGGAGCAGAGUGUAUUGCAUUGAUACCACUUGAGGCUGUGGAGAAGCGUUUAUCAAUCAGAACUAUCUCUGAAUCAUUAUCUAACUGUUUGGUUGGACUCACAGCCAAUCAAACAAUAUUUGAUGAGUUCAAAAGAAUAGGAGGGUUUGGGCUGAUCCGCUCCAUUCUAACAUCUAAAACGUUUACUCCUGAUGCAACUAUUCUGGAAGUCCUACUCAAUGCUAGCUCUAUAUGUAUGGGAGCAGACAAGGUUCUCCUGUUCCCUGAAAUACUAAUUGUGUGUUUACAGUAUGUUGAGAGGUUCGAGAAAACGUCCAUGCUAACAGUUAUGGUCGACCUACUUAAGUUUUUCUCUGAGUUAUUGAGCGAAACCAACCUUGCAGCUGAGCUUAACACUGAGAUGAUGAAAUCUCACAAAGUUUUUGAUUCUAUUCUCAUCUGCCUUCAAACCUUUGCCGAGUCAUGUGAAGAAUCUCUCCCUGUUGAGGAUAUAUCUAAUCUACUCUCUGCUCUUCCACCCACAUCGGAGUUUUUAAUAAAGAAGAUGAAUUUGGUUCUAUCCACCCUGCCACCAUAUCUGCUCUACCUGCCGUAUUUAUCCCGGAGUUUGCUCCAUGUAACUAUGGUGAAGGAGAAGAAAAGUUCAGUUCUGAUCAACAAGGUUCACACUAGUGACGUAGUUGAUGCUUCUACAGCUAUUAUUAAUCCACCUGAUGCCGUUCUUAAACGUCUCUCCGAGGAGUCGACACUAAUAUCACAGAGCAGGAGAGAAUCAAGGGAGGAGACCGAGCCAUUCUCCGUAGAUCUACCAGGUUCGGAUACAGAAAUAUAUGGGUGCGAAGAGGACAGGGUUUCUGAGUGGGAGGUGCUUACUAGAGAAAACUCUUCCUCUCGUCCUGCUACUCCGAGUGCAUAUGUUGAUGUACAGAGACCAGGGAACCUUGCCGCUAUUCUCCUUCAUAAUAUCCUCUCCGGGUUCACGAUUCUCUCAGACACAGAGAGUGCUUUGCUCACGGACCACGAGUUUAAGCCUGAGACCUUGCUACCCCUAGUUGGACAUCUUAAUACUGACGUUCAUUCUCCUGCCCUUGAUCUUAUCGGGUUGAUUCUUGAACGUUCUGAUGAUUCGGGAAGAUCAGAUUUUCUCGCUAAAGGUGGAUACUAUCAAGUUGCAGCUCUUAUACAAGAUUCAACUCCGUCCCACUCUCUAGUCAGCUCUAUUCUCUCACUACUACACGGACAUCCAAUAGAUGUUAAUGUUCCCUUUGAGUUUUGUAAAGAAAGUCCGCCACAAAUAAACCUCUCAACAGUUUGUCUCCUUCCGCCGCUGAUAAUCUCAUCUUUAUCCAUCCUUUCUCUUGGGCAUAAUAUACUAUGUCACGUGCACGAACUGUUGGCGAACCUACCGGACUUUACCAGGUCCUUGAUGUCAGAACAUCUGCUGCAAACUCUAGUUGCAGGUCUGGUUAAGCUUGGUGAUCUUCCUGAGGUUGAAUCUGAUAUAUUUGGUUGCAAUCAGUCAGAACUUUUAACAGAUGAUAUCAACAAUAUAUUGAGAAUGUUGAUUGUUUUCUUCGGGGAUAAGCCUGGAGGAGAAUAUGAGGAACUUCUUGAUGUUCUCUUCCUGGCCAGUGGACUACUCAGCCCUACAGGACACAUCUCUGGGAAACCCAAGCUAGGGUCUCUCUCAGAAUCCGCAUCCAACAAUCUCCGGGCUGGGAUCUGUCUAAUUCUGGAGGAGAUGCUUCUGACCCUGGAGGCAGGAUUAGCUCGGAGCGGAGACAGGUUUGAGGUUCCUAAAUACUUCCAGAAGGAGGAGGCGGAGGAAGUGGAUUCAGAACAACCCGGAGCUAAACCACUUAAAGGUCGACAAGCUGCCUGUUCUCUCCUUGUCUCCAGAUUGAACCAGAUAUGUAAGUUCUCCGUGAAUUAUAUCACGUCCAGGGACUGUCAACUCAUCCCUGAAGAGGAAUCUCUAGCCUUGUCAAUCCUUGCUCUCUGCUUAGACGCUGCGUCAUAUAAAAACCCACAUAAUAAUCUUCUUAAAGGCUUGAAUGAUCCUAAAUCGCUGGGUGGAGUUCUCGUUCUACAUAUUCUAAGGUUUGCCACGGAGAAGAAAAAAAUCCAUCUGAUCAAACUUCUUGAUGCUAGAGAGAAUAUCAUCAUCCUCGCUCAAGAAAUGUUUCCCGACUCAAACCUUCGAGAGCAUUUCCGGUUUUGUGUUUUGAAUGUGAUGAAAUCUUCUAAUAUAUUUGGAUCUGGAGACAGUUCUAAGCUAGUUGCACUCUUCUACGGACGGAUAUUAACCCGGCAACUGUAUCCAGGUGGUCCUGACAGUAGUUUUCAGCCUAGUUUCCCCGUAUAUCACACGAGCUUUGGGCCUUGGAAAGCUGAAUGCUUCAGAUGUGUAUCCCUCUUCUUAUCACAGAUAAAUCAAGAUUCUAAGAUAAAAGCUAGCAUAGCAACAAAGUUCACAGAGAAGGUUGUAGAACGACAUGAUCUGUGUCGAAAGUACUACCUGGAGCAGGGUAGGGAAAGAGUAAGCUCGAGGCAAAAAUCUCUGAGAGAUUGGAGAAGGAUUAUUGAAAACCAGACCCACCCCCUGGCACUUUGGCAUGAUCCAGCAUUCGAACCUCAUUCUAUGGUUCUCGAGAAUAUUACUGGGCUCUCGGGGACCUACAUCAGGUUCAAAAGAUCGCACUCUGGAAUCCUUAAAGAGAAGUUUUACAAGGAGGGAUUUAAAAUCAAAUCUGAACCUGAGAAGAGGCGAUUCUCCGUCCUACUCGGAGACAAAGGUACAGAGGAGAACUUAAACAGUAAGUUAGAUUACCCUGAGCAAAUUCAGAUGGUUGAGUCGGUGAAGGAAGUUACUCCAACGGAUGUUCUUGACUGUGAUCUAGUAGUUACUGAGGAUACACUUCAUAUCUUCAGUUCCUCCUCCUGGACCUCAGCUAUAUCACAGAUAGAGUCUAUUUCAAACCGUAGAUAUCAGUUGAAAAACGUAGCACUUGAAUUCUUUCUCAGCUGCGGAGAAACUCAUCUGGUAGUUUUCAAGAACCAGGAGUACAGAGAGUUCUUUGUCAAGUUUAUGGUUGAAGCUGGGGUUAGUUUAAAUCCGAAAAGUGACAAUCUGCAGGGAAUUCUCAAGAAAUGGAGGCAGGGCGGGAUUAGUAAUUUUCAGUAUUUAUCUGAGUUAAAUAGUCUUGCCGGACGGACUCCAAAUGAUUUAAUGCAAUAUCCAGUCUUUCCUUGGAUAUUAGCGGACUAUAAUUCUUCUCAUCUAAAUCUUCACGAUCCAUCAGCUUUUAGAAAUCUUAGAUUACCCAUAGCAAUUCAGAACAAGGAGAAUGUGAGUAGGUAUGAGACAACCUAUCAGCUUCUAAAUCAGAGUGAAACCGGAUUACCCGGGCACAUGGGACCUUAUCAUUAUGCUUCCCACUACAGUAAUACAGGGAUAGUUUUACAUCUAUUGGUUCGUCUUCCACCCUUCACUACAGAGUUUAUUAAAUUCCAGGACGGAAACUUUGAUUUAGCUGACAGAUCAUUCCAUAGUCUUGCAACAUCAUGGCAGAUGGUUAGCCAUGUAUCUACCAGUGAUGUUAAAGAACUGAUACCACAGCUCUUCUAUUUACCAGAGCUCUUUGAAAACAACGAAGGAUUUGCUCUUGGUAAACGACAAAAUGGCAAAGACGUAGAUUCAGUUGUUCUUCCUCCAUGGGCGCCUGAUGCACGAAUAUUUGUAAAAAUACAUCGCCAGGCGCUCGAAUCAUCCUACGUGAAACAAGAACUUUCUCAUUGGAUCGAUCUUGUGUUUGGCUACAAGCAGCGAGGUUCAGCUGCUGUUGAAGCUGUCAACGUUUUCCAUCCUGCGACCUAUGCACAUAACCUAGACCUAUCUGAAGAUGAGCUUGAGCGAAGAGCUCAGCAGACGAUGAUCGCAACCUACGGUCAGACUCCAUUGCAGCUGUUUGUAACUCCUCAUCCCCUGGCGGUUAUAGAUUUAAACGCAGAGAAAUCUAGUUCUACUCCUGUAUACAGAACAGUUACAGGACUAGUCUGGGGUAACUAUGUAGGUUCUCCAGCCUAUCCUCCUCCAUACGUUGUGUGGCAGCAGGCUCAACCCUUCCAGGUCAAAACCUUGGUUCGUCUCGACUCCAACCAGGUCGUUGGACUCAGUUCCACGUCAAUCCUUGUAGGAAAAUAUAUUCUUGAGGUUGGAUCAACUCAGUUUUCAGCAACUUCUCAAACCUCUUCAGCUAAUGUGAUAAGCUGGGGACAUGGAGAUAGUUCACUCUACUGCAGAAGAGGUAAGCUAGGAGAGGAGUAUCAGGUUGCACUUCUUCCUGCCAAGGAUCCUGUUGUUCUUGGAGCCUCGAACUCUAAGGUUUCAACCCUGUGGUUUGGACACAGAUCAGGACGAAUAUCUGUGUUUAAGGAUAUGAGAAUGUCUAAAACUGAGCUGACUCAUGUUACUACUCUGCACGGUCAUAUGUCGGAUAUUACGGGAAUAGUUUUAUCCCCUGAGUAUAGUCUAGCUGUAUCCUGUAGUAGAGAAGGUUCUAUAAUGACCUGGGAUCUUCACUCUCAAUCCUGUUUACAUCAAACCACAGUGGAUGGUGUAGGAGCGGAAACUUCUCCUGUAACUAGUGUUCUCUGUGCGAUAUCUGAAUCCUGUGGGGAUAUUGCUACCGCAGCCAACUCAACACUAACCCUGUACACAGUAAAUCUAACCAAGGUUUGCCAGACUACAAUACGUGGAAGCAUCACUGCACUAACCUUCUCCCAUCUGGAGGAAGGAAAGUCUGUAAAUUCUAUCCUCAUUGGAACCCAGUCAGGGGGAGUCAAGUUUUUCUCGUCCUGGGAUUUAACCCAUAUCAGGGACGUAUCAGGUUGUCCACCUAGUCCUGUAACAGCUCUAGCAUUUAGUCUGGACUGCCUUAGUCUAGUUGUAUCAACACAAAACCAUUUCGUCACAAUAUUAGAAAAAUCCGGCAGUCAUGGACUAAAUAAAACACAUAAAUAUUUAUCAAUACAAUGAAACCUAGUGUCAUACUUAAUACCCGCCAUAUUAUACAACACAUAUAUAUUAAUUUGUUAUGCAUUUAAAAAAUGUAGUUUACCUGACAUAAUUCAGUCAUAUUAUAAUUUAUUGCU